CCUUCCCGACAUCUUCCACGACUCUUUCCAGAUGCUGCGUCCUUUUGUCGUCAGACCUGAGCGGCUGACGAGACAUCUGUGUACUCUAUACGAGACUUCGACGCAGCACAGCUUAGCACCAGCAUGGCGACGUAUCCCACAGUCCCAUCACCAGCGUCGUCCGCUGAGCAAUUCGACACGCGCAUUGGCUCCCUCAUCGUCAUCGUCCUCUGCUCGAACAAUAUCCAUAGACAAAUAUCAGCAUUUUGACCCAAGACCAGCCCUAGAUUCAGCUGGUCGAGUUCCGAUUGCUCCUUACGAUGCCGCACCUCUAGCAUGUUCUGCACCAUCUUACCCAAAGGGCCAUCUCAUCAUCCAUCCCUACAGCCAGCCAAGACCUCAAGAGACCUGGCCUGCUGCCGUCGAGUCUGUAUGCCCCCUCCUCGUAGAGCUCGGCAACCGGACCAAGCAGCAGCUGUCAGGAUGGGGCGUGGCAUUUUCCGACGGUGACCAGAAAGUCACAGCGCAGAAGGAAGCUCGCUUUACACCGUGGGAUGUUACGACCUCAAAGGUGGCGAGGCCCAUUGCCGGUGAUGCCAGUGAAGAGGAAGAGUUCCUCAUUCGGAUCUAUCAAGGCAAUGGCACUCACGCCACCAUCGGACCUUACUCGCUUCAGACGUUGCCUGCUGAUCUGACUCCGACAAUCGAGAGGGCGAUCCAGCUGGCGCCGAUACCCUCGGCGCGCUACCCCAAGACGACCGAGGAAUCCCAUGUUUACGUUUGUACGCAUGGGUCCAGGGACUGCAGAUGCGGUGUGGUAGGAACAGAGCUGCGAGACAAGCUCAGGGAAGAAGUUCGGACACACGAAGUGAGGACUUUAGGUGAGGGAAGCAAGAAGGUCAGGGUGUUUGGUAUCAGCCAUGUGGGAGGUCACAAGUGGGCAGCAAAUGCUCUGCUCUACCCUGCUGGAGACUGGUAUGGGAAUUUGAGGGUCUCUGAUUCUCCGCUGAUUCUUCGAUCCGCCCUGGCUCCUUCCACCUCGCGGCAUGAUCUGACGGAUCAACGGGAACGCCUGGUCCACUGGCCGCGCUGGAGAGGGCGUCUCGGUCUCACGGAGGAGCAGAUGCGCAAAGUGUGGGACGAGUGGGGCGGCGGGACAGUGGAGACGGCUGUGAUACAGCCGAUUGUCCGCCGGAGGGCGGCGUCGCCUCAGUCGUCCCAAUCAGUCGCUGCCUCGCCUGAGCCGGCGGUGAGCCCUAAUCCUACGGUCAUUGCGUCUCACUCGAUUCCUUUCAGGAAACACAGUGGCGACGUCGUCUUUGUCGAUGCCAAGAUCGGGGAGAACCUCAAAGACGUGGCUCAAAGAGGAGGUCUGGAGGAGAUCGAGGCGACUUGUGGCGGCAAGUGCGAAUGCGCAACAUGCCAUGCGUACCUGGCAAAUCCAGCUUCGCUCUCACCGCAAGUCGCUGGAUCUGCGACUUCGACUGAGACGAUCACUUAUGCCCUUGAUUCGAACCUCAAUGACCCGCUUCCGGUCGAUGUCCUUCCCGCCGCUACGGACGAAGAGUCAGACAUGCUCGACUACGCCAUCUCUCGAAAGACGACUUCCCGCUUGUUGUGUCAAGUAACUCUCACACAAGAACUUGUAGACUGGUUCGGCAGGGGCGGGCGCGUACAGCUCUCGCGGUACUGAUGGAGAGCUCGACAUUAGAUCCGAGCCUUCGAAAGUCUGUGUCUGUUCCCAUUGUCAUCUCAACUUGGCCAUUGUACCAUAAUCUCAUAGCAUUUGCGGUAAGCCCGUGUCACC
Microstroma glucosiphilum is the source of this 1786-nucleotide messenger RNA. RefSeq lists its product as hypothetical. Lineage: Eukaryota; Fungi; Basidiomycota; Exobasidiomycetes; Microstromatales; Microstromataceae. The transcript has 3 exons. The coding region runs from base 32 to 1672 and encodes 546 amino acids. Gene Ontology annotation, molecular function: iron-sulfur cluster binding. The record is from RefSeq and is a predicted model, not a curated record.